Messenger RNA from Charadrius vociferus (killdeer), 1629 nucleotides. RefSeq names its product high affinity choline transporter 1-like. Gene Ontology annotation, cellular component: plasma membrane. Gene Ontology annotation, molecular function: choline:sodium symporter activity. NCBI's taxonomy places the organism in Eukaryota, Metazoa, Chordata, Aves, Charadriiformes, Charadriidae. Bases 1 to 1629 code for a protein of 542 amino acids. Gene Ontology annotation, biological process: acetylcholine biosynthetic process; transmembrane transport; choline transport. The transcript is spliced from 8 exons. The record is from RefSeq and is a predicted model, not a curated record.
AUGGCUCUAAAUAUACCAGGCUUAAUAUCUUUGAGUGUGUUUUUUACAUUAACUUUAGCUAUUGGAAUUUGGGCUUCUUGGAAAAGCAGAAAGGACCAGCACAACAGGAACCCAACUGAAAUGGCCAUAGUUGGAGGCAGGAAUAUAAAUGUUUUCAUUGGAUUGUUUACUGCAACAGCCACCUGGGUUGGAGGAGCAUAUAUCAAUGGCACAGCUGAAAUUGUCUACCUGCCUUCAAAAGGACUGUUGUGGGUCCAGGCACCUGUGGGAUUUGCCUUGUCUCUUGUUAUUGGUGGUUUCGUCUUUGUAAAUCCAAUGAGAUCCAAAAAUUACGUGACAGUGAUGGACCCCCUCCAAGAAACUUAUGGGAACGUGAUGGGAAGCUUACUUUUCAUUCCACCACUGCUAGGAGAGGUGUUCUGGUUUGCAGCUAUCCUGGCGUCCCUGGGAGCAACAAUGAGAGUCAUCUUGGACAUUGGAGGCUCUUUGGCUAUUGUCAUCUCAGCAUGCACUGUCGUACUCUACACUCUACUGGGAGGCCUCUACUCUGUUGCAUACACAGAUGUGAUCCAGCUGGUUUUCAUUACCCUCAGCCUGUGGAUCUGUAUCCCUUUUGCCCUGAUGAACUCUGCAACGGAAAGUAUUUAUUACACUGCAACUUAUCAAUCUUACCAAGACCCUUGGAUUGGGAAGAUAGGAAAACAAUAUCUUGGAAGGUGGCUGGAUGACUUCUUCUUCCUGGUGCUUGGGAGCAUACCGUGGCAAACUUACUUCCAAAGAGUGCUCUCCGCUGCCUCCCCGGGACAGGCAAGGCUAAUCUCCUACCUCUCUGGACUGGGGUGCUUUUUAAUGGCCAUCCCCUCUGUGCUCAUUGGUGCAGUUGCAGCAUCAACAGACUGGAACCAGACAACCUAUGGUCUUCCAAGUCCACUUGAGAGAGGGGAAUCAGCAAUGAUACUACCACUUGUUUUACACUAUCUCUGCCCAGCAUACAUCUCCGUUGCCGGUUUGGGAGCUAUCGCUGCUGCCGCAAUGUCUUCUGCGGACUCAGCUCUUCUCUCUGCUGGCUCCAUGUUUGCUCACAAUAUCUACAGGAAAAUACUGAGGAAAAAGGCUACAGAGGCAGAGGUCUUAUGGGCCAUGAGGACCUCCAUGUUGGUGUUUGGGGCCGUAGCUGCUGGUCUGGCUUUUUACUCCAGCUCUGUCUAUGACCUCUGGUUCCUCAGCGGGGACCUGGUGUACGCUUUGCUCUUCCCCCAGCUCUGCUGCGCCCUCUUCGCUCCCAGCACCAACACCUACGGCUCAGCUGCUGGCUUCUUGGUUGGGCUGGUCUUGAGGCUGCUGGCAGGAGAGCCUGCCCUGGGCAUCCCCCCUGCCAUCUGCUACCCACCCUGCUCCCUGGUGAACGGCACCUACAGUCAGCUCUUCCCCUUUAAAACAUUCACCAUGCUUCUCACCCUGGGGACGAUCCUUGCUGUUUCGUACCUGGCUGCGGUUUUGUUUCAGAGAAACAUCCUUCCCCGCAGGUGGGAUGUUUGCAAUAUCAUGGGGGGAAACAGUACCCACAUCCACAUCCCCCUGCAGCAGGUGGGGAAGCAGAUGGGUUCGCCAACAGUUGCACUAGAAUAA